CGGCUAGAGGGCGGUUCAGUUGCUCUCCGACUCUCCGCUCCGACAGGUCCUGCCUUUAAAAAUAUACGUAAAAUAAGAUUUGCGUUUGACAAGAAGUUUGUUGUGGUUUUUUUUAUAAUAACUCCGGUCUUCCAGCACCAGCAGUGCGAUUUGUUUUUUUAUCGCGGGAGGAAGUCGAAUCUCUCCGCGGCGCACAGUGUUCUGUCGGCGUGAGGAUGAUGAGUGUCGUUUCUUUGCUGGCCUCGUUGCUCCUCGUGACCAGCCAGGCUGUGACCGCACAGUCUCAGCUGAUUGGCAGCGAUGACGGAACCAAUCAACAAUCUGGCAAUCGUUGCAUCGACGACGAACAGAAUCCGCAGCGAUGCAUUCCCGAUUUCGUGAACGCGGCUUUCAACGGGCGAGUGGAAGCGACCAACACCUGCGGCCUGUACGGGCCGAGCGAGUUCUGCACGCAGACGGGAGCCAAAGGACCGGAGAAAUCGUGCGACAUUUGCGACGCCCGCGUUUCGCAUUUGGCCCAUCCGGCCGAUUACCUGACCGACUUCAACAACAACGACAACAUCACCUGGUGGCAGUCGGACACGAUGCUGGAGGGCAUCCAGUACCCGACUCAAGUCAACUUGACCCUCAAUCUUCGAAAGGCAUUCGACAUCACAUACAUUCGUGUCAAAUUUCAAUCUCCCCGCCCAGAGAGUUUCGCCCUCUACAAGCGAACGUCAGAAGAUGGACCUUGGUUGCCCUAUCAGUUUUACAGUGCUACAUGUCGUGACACUUACGGACUGCCUGACAGCAACUUCGUUCGACGUGAUGACGAAAAACGUGCCCUGUGCACGUCUGAAUUUUCUGAUAUCUCACCGUUGACUGGAGGCAACGUGGCCUUCUCUACUUUGGAAGGACGACCAUCUGCUUAUAACUUUGACGAGAGCAAGGAACUCCAGGAUUUCGUAACUGCCACUGACAUCAGGAUCACUUUGGAUCGUUUAAACACCUUUGGUGAUGAAGUCUUUGGUGAUCCCAAAGUGCUCAAGUCUUACUUUUACGCCAUUUCUGAUUUUGCUGUUGGUGGCAGAUGCAAGUGUAACGGCCACGCCUCCGAGUGCGUGUCGAGUUCGUCGGAAGAUGGCAGCUACUCGAACUUGGUGUGCCGUUGCGAGCACAGCACGGCCGGUCGAGACUGCCAAGAAUGCCUCCCGUUUUAUAAUGACCGUCCGUGGGCCCGCGCCACCGCCGACGAUGCCAAUGAAUGCCUUCCUUGCAACUGUAACGGAUUCUCCAGCCGGUGUUACUUCGAUCAGGCCUUGUUCGACGCUACCGGUCACGGCGGCCAUUGCCUCGAUUGCACGGCCAACCGCGACGGACCCAACUGUGAACGCUGCCGCGAACAGUUUUACCAGCGCGAAGAUAAUUACUGUGUACCCUGCAAUUGUGACGAGACAGGUUCACGGAGCUUGCAGUGUAACCGCGAAGGCAAAUGCUCGUGCAAGCCAGGCGUGACUGGUGACAAAUGUGACCGAUGCGAAGAGAAUUUCUACGAUUUCGGACCGCAAGGGUGCCGCCCUUGCGGCUGCAAUGUGGCCGGCAGUCUGGGUGGGCAACCGCGCUGCGACUCGGAAACGGGCAGUUGCUCGUGCAAAGAUCACGUCGAAGGCCAGCGCUGUGACCGCGCCAAGCCCGGCUACUUCAAUUUGGACGCUGAAAAUCUCUUCGGCGCCACUCCGUGUUUCUGCUACGGUCAUUCUUCCGUCUGCAGGUCGGCCACCGGCUACGCCCGUGGAUUAAUCGAGAGCGUGUUCGCCCGUUCUGAUGAGAAAUGGUCGGCCCUGGAACAACCUGGAAAUCGGCCAAUCACGCUGGCCUAUAAUUCACUGUUGGGAAACAUUGGAGUCAGUGCGCCCGGCCGUGACGCCGUCGUCUUCUCAGCCCCCGAACGUUACUUGAACGACCAGCGAACGAGUUACAACCAGCAGUUACAUUUCACGCUGCGAACCAACGAAGCUGGAGCCCGCGCUUCCAUCGAUGACGUCGUAUUGGAAGGAUCCGGACUGACCAUCUCGCAGCCCAUCUUCGGCCAAGGCAACCAACUGCCAUCGGCAUCGAACCAAGUCUAUUCGUUCAGACUGCACGAACAUCCCGAUUACGGCUGGAAUCCGCGUCUGUCUUCCCGCGAUUUCAUCAGCGUUUUGGCCAACUUGACUGCCAUCCGAAUCCGUGGCACCUACACGCCCCGCGGUGCGGGUUACCUGGAUGAUGUCAAACUGGAGACGGCCCGUCGAGGCGGCAGCGGUUCACCUGCCAACUGGAUUGAACGCUGCAAUUGCCCUGAAGGUUACGUCGGCCAAUUUUGCGAAUCCUGCGCUCCGGGAUUCCGUCACGAACCCGCCAACGGCGGUCCGUUUGCCCGCUGCGUCCCUUGCAAUUGCAACGGACACGCCGAUAUUUGCGACGCCGAAAGCGGCCGCUGCAUUUGCCAGCACAACACGGCAGGCGACAACUGCGAGCGAUGCGCCCGGGGAUUUUACGGCAACGCUCUUCAAGGAACGCCCAACGAUUGCAAUCCUUGCCCGUGUCCCAACGGUGGCGCUUGUAUCGAACUGGCCGACGAAACUGUCGUUUGCCUCGAAUGUCCGGUCGGUUACGCCGGCCCGAGAUGCGAAUUGUGCAGCGAUGGCUAUUUCGGUGAUCCCGAGGGCCGUUUCGGUACCCGACGACCUUGCCAGCCUUGCGAUUGCAACGGAAACGUCGAUCCCAACGCUGUGGGCAAUUGCAACCGAACGACGGGCGAAUGUCUCAAGUGUAUCUACAACACUGCCGGAUACCGUUGCGACUCCUGCCUGGCCGGAUUCUUUGGUGACGCUCUGGCCCUUAAUAAAGGCGAUUGCCGGCCUUGUCAGUGCUUCCGCCGCGGAACUCUGCAGCUUCCUUCCGGUACCCUGCAAUGUGAUCAGGUCAGCGGACAGUGUGAAUGCAAACCGAACGUGAUGGGCAACAACUGUGACCGCUGCCUGGACGGAUUCUUCGACUUGGAGAGCGGAAACGGAUGUCAAACUUGCAACUGCGAUCCUGUCGGCGCACUCAACAGGACCUGUAACGUUCGAAAUGGGCAAUGCUUCUGCCGGCCUGGCGUAGUCGGUCUACGAUGCGAUUCUUGUGCUCCCAACCAAUUCGGAUUCUCUUACGAUGGAUGCAAACCUUGCGAAUGCGACACCAUCGGAUCCCUGUCGCUUCAGUGUGACGAUCCUGAUGGACAGUGUCGAUGCCGAGACAACGUCGAAGGCCGUCGCUGCGACCGCUGUAAAGAAAACAAGCACGACCGUGAAGCUGGAUGUAAGGAUUGCCCGCCUUGUUACAAUUUGGUACAGGAGGCCGUCGAUCAGCACCGAGCCAAGAUGGCCGAUCUGGCAACGAUUUUGCAACGCAUCAUCUCCAACCCGACCAUCAUCGCGGAUCUUGAUUUUGAUAGGAAACUGGCCGAAGUCCAGGACCGUGUCGAUCAACUCUGGGUAGACGCCAAGAUGCAGAGUGGCGGUGACAAAAGCAUAAGCAUCCAGCUGGAAGAGUUGAAGAAUAGAUUAAAGCAAGUUCAACAAAUGACUGGAGAAAUUGAAAUGCGGACGCAGAGUUCAAGACGCGCCACUGCAGCCGGAGUUGGCAAUUUAACCGUGGCUGAAGCCGCAGUGGAACGGGCCAGAGAAUCCCUUAAAUCUGCCCAACGUUAUUUGGAGACAGAAGGAUCGGAUGCUCUACAACGGGCGAUCCAGCGCUCGGAGAAAUUUGGCCAGCAGAGCGAGCGCAUGUCGCAAAUUGCUCGCGAUGCCCGCCAAGCGGCCGACCAACUUGACGACUCUGCGGCGCUGAUUGAAUCCACAGCGCAGGAAGCCCUCAACACAUCCAGCAGUGCUUACCAGUUGGCUCGAGAAGCUGUCGAUCAGCAGAAGAACAGUACCGAAGAAAUCGGUGGACUCCGCAAAGAGUUGACCAUUACCGAACAGACCCUUGCCCGCACUCAGGCUAUGGCCAAGGAGGCGCUCACUAAUGCCCAAUCGGCUUACACCGAAGCUCUUAGUCUUCUGGGUGACGCCUACAGUCUAGUGGUUCCCAAUGUUGAGUGGCAAUUUAUGAAACGCCAAGCUGCCCAGCAUUCGGAAGAAUCACGUCAAAUCAAGACAGAAGCCGAUCAGCUGGCGGCGGAAAACGCCAACAUGUUGGAUGAAGUUAGUGACCAAAUCAUUGGCGCUGGUGAUGUGCUGGCCAAAGGAGUGGCGCAGCAGCAAAUCGCGGAUGAAUUGCUUGCUGACGCCGAUGUCGCCUUGGGAAGGUCUCAAGAAGCCGUCUCACUGGGCGAAAAAACACUUGCCGAGGCCCAAAAGACGCUUGAAACACUCGAAGGUUUCGACUCGCUGGUGCAGGAAAGUAAAGAAAAAGCUCGCGAUGCUCUUGGUCAAGCCGUCGAAAUCACAAAUUUGAUUGAGCAAGCUGAAGAAAGAACGCGAGAAGCGCAAAAUGCCCUGGCCGGUGCCGAGUCCGAUGCCCGAGUGGCUCGUGAUUCUGCGAAACAGGCUCAAGAACACGCGGAACAAGCCUCAAAGGACGCUGUAAUGAUUCGCCAAGGCGCUUCAGAGACGAGAGAUAAAGCCGGUCAAUUGAAAGAUACGGCCGAAAGUCUCACUGCUAGUGUAGCCGAUACGGCUAACCGAAUGAGAACUUUGGAAGCUGAAGCUGCUGAAGAUCAAGGACUCGCUAAAGAGGCUUUGGAGAAGGCUAAUCAAGCCAAGAGCAUUUCAGCGGAUUCGACUGUUAAAGUCCGUGAAGCCAUCAGCUCAGUGAAUGAGAUUCUCAUAUCUCUCAAUAACAUGGGAAAUAUUGAUACUGCCGCUUUGGAUGAACUGGAGCGAAAAUUAAUCAUUGCCGAACGGGACUUUAUCGAGUCUGAUAUCGAACGGCGCAUUGAAGAGAUGAGGACGGCUCGAGUCACUCAGAACCAAUGGGUAAGAGAUUACGAAGAAGAAUUGGCCCGUCUUCGACUAGAGGUCGAUAACGUCGAGGCUAUCAAGGAGGCUCUACCUGAGGGUUGUUGGAAGAGGCUGAAGUUGGAACCUUAAUAACGGAUGAUUCCAUAUGUUUUGGGAGUUCCUUGGAACGCUCUUCCCCGUUAAAUGAAAAAAAAAAAAUUUCAAAACCGUAAAAGUUUGACAGAAAUCAAUUUUCGUAAAGAAAAAAGAUUUUAAUAGGGGGGGGGGGGACAAAACUAUCGCCUAGCUCGUUACGUAUCUAAAUCGACUGGGCACUUAGUCAUAAAACAUCAUACAAACUAUGUUGAUUGAAGUUAAGAAGUUAGAGAGCUUAACACAAAAGUUCAGUUUGCACUACUCUAGUUUUUCUUAGUUGUUCCGACUCCAUCACUUUCUUUACAUCGACUCCCCUUUUGGUUGGGGUGUGUUAUUCCGUUUAUUUGUUUAAUUCUUUUUUUUUUUCAAUCUUUUCACAUCACUGUGCCUUCCUCUCCAGAGUGCCGUUGAUGUCGCAAGUGCCUGUUUGAUACAAUUAUUUCGUCAUGUGCCAAAAUGAUUCCUCCCUAACCUUUUUUUUCACCUUCCUUCACUGACAAAUCAAAUUGUGUUUAGACUUUUUUGUGCCCAGGAUUUUAAAUCGGAAUUCUUAAUCUGAGAUUUUUUCAAAAUGAAUUAGUUAAAAAUUACAUUAAGGGAUUCUCUCUGAUGAAUGCCAAAGACGGACGUGCGUGUGUUUCCCACUCGUCAUUUUCUUAUAAACGUGACCGUUUUUUGUCGAACGCUGAAACUUCUUGUGGACCGAAAAGAAUUCUGAAUGGAUCGAUUAUUCUAAAUGUUUUUGGAGAUAAGAAAAAACUACGUCUUAAUUCCCAUCUUUUUUUUAAAGCCCUCUCCCGUUCAUGCGUUUCCUCUGAAACAAACUUCCUUUUUGUAUAAUACCUUUUUUGAAAAUCCAUGUUUGCACUCACUGCCGCUGUUUUGACUCAAUACAUGACCAUUUAAGUGA
Messenger RNA from Daphnia pulicaria, 6015 nucleotides. RefSeq names its product laminin subunit gamma-1-like (gene LanB2). The coding region runs from base 216 to 5099 and encodes 1627 amino acids. The record is from RefSeq and is a predicted model, not a curated record. NCBI's taxonomy places the organism in Eukaryota, Metazoa, Arthropoda, Branchiopoda, Diplostraca, Daphniidae. The transcript has 14 exons.